UCGCUGCGGGGCUGGCCGCCGUCCCCCGCGGUCGGUGGCGGGGCUGCAGGAACCCCUCCCGGCUUCGCGGUGGGGCGGAGGGGACGGGCCUCCCUCCUGCGCAGGCGCGGCCGCGACUCCGCGGGCUCUGCGGCCCAAGGCCGGCCAGACCCCGCGGGAGGACCCGGAAGAGCCCAGGCCACCGCGGCCAGGAUGGGCCGGAAGGUGACCGUGGCCGCCUGCGCGCUCAACCAAUGGGCCCUGGACUUCGAGGGCAAUUUGCAGAGGAUUUUAAAGAGUAUUGAAAUUGCCAAACGCAAAGGAGCAAGAUACAGGCUGGGACCAGAACUGGAGAUAUGUGGCUACGGGUGUUGGGAUCAUUACUACGAGUCGGACACCCUCUUGCAUUCGCUCCAAGUCCUGGCUGCCCUUCUGGAAUCUCCGGUCACUCAGGAUAUCAUCUGUGACGUGGGACUGCCUGUCAUGCACCGGAAUGUCCGCUACAACUGCAGGGUGAUAUUUCUCAACAGGAAGAUCCUGCUCAUCAGACCCAAAAUGGCCUUGGCCAAUGAAGGCAACUAUCGGGAACUGCGCUGGUUCACCCCAUGGUCACGGAACCGGCAAACAGAGGAGUAUUUUCUCCCCCGGAUGAUACAGGACGUGACAAAGCAGGAGACGGUGCCCUUUGGAGACGCAGUACUGGCCACCUGGGACACCUGCAUCGGGAGCGAGAUCUGCGAGGAGCUCUGGACGCCCCACAGCCCGCAUGUGGACAUGGGUCUGGACGGCGUGGAGAUCUUCACCAACGCCUCGGGCAGCCACCACGUGCUGCGCAAAGCCCACGCCAGGGUGGAUCUGGUGACCAUGGCCACCACCAAGAACGGGGGGAUCUACCUGCUGGCCAAUCAGAAGGGCUGUGACGGGGACCGGCUCUACUAUGACGGCUGCGCCCUGAUCGCGAUGAACGGCCGCAUUUUUGCGCAGGGGGCCCAGUUCUCCCUGGACGACGUGGAAGUCCUCACCGCGACGUUGGAUUUGGAGGACGUCCGAAGCUACAGGGCGGAGAUUUCAUCUCGCAACCUGGCGGCCAGCAAGGUGAGCCCCUACCCCCGCGUGAAGGUGGACUUCGCCCUCUCGUGCCACGAGGACCUGCUGGAGCCGCCGUCAGAGCCCGUCGAGUGGAAGUACCACAGUCCCGCGGAGGAGAUCAGCCUCGGACCCGCGUGCUGGCUCUGGGACUUUCUGAGACGCAGCCGGCAGGCCGGGUUUUUCUUGCCCCUGAGCGGCGGGGUGGACAGCGCAGCCACCGCCUGCCUCGUCUACUCCAUGUGCCACCAGGUCUGCGAGGCCGUGAAGCACGGAAACCAGGAAGUGCUGGCUGACGUCCGGGUCAUCGUGGACCAGCUCAGCUACACCCCCCAGGACCCCCGGGAGCUCUGCGGGCGUGUGCUGACCACCUGCUACAUGGCCAGUGAGAACUCGUCCCAGGAGACGUGUGACAGAGCCCGGGAGCUGGCCCGGCAGAUCGGAAGCCACCACAUCGGUCUCAACAUCGACCCAGCGGUGAAGGCCGUCAUGGGCAUCUUCAGCCUGGUGACGGGUAAAAGGCCUCUGUUCGCGGUUCACGGAGGAAGCAGCAGGGAGAACCUGGCCCUGCAGAAUGUGCAGGCUCGGCUAAGGAUGGUCGUGGCCUAUCUCUUCGCUCAGCUGAGCCUCUGGGCCCGGGGCGCUCACGGUGGACUGCUGGUGCUCGGAUCGGCCAACGUGGAUGAGAGUCUCCUCGGCUACCUGACCAAAUAUGACUGCUCCAGUGCGGACAUCAACCCCAUCGGUGGCAUCAGCAAGACGGACCUGAAGACCUUCGUCCAGUUCUGCCUGGAGCGCUUCCAGCUCCCUGCCCUGCAGGGCAUCCUGGCAGCACCAGCCACCGCAGAGCUGGAGCCUUUGACCGAUGGACGGGUGUCCCAGACAGAUGAGGGGGACAUGGGCAUGACGUACACGGAGCUGUCCGUCUACGGCAGGCUCCGGAAGAUCGCCAAGGCCGGGCCCUACAGCAUGUUCUGCAAGCUCGUCACCAUGUGGAGAGACGUGUGUUCCCCGCGGCAGGUGGCCGACGGAGUGAGGCGCUUUUUCUCCAAGUACGCUGCGAACAGACACAAAAUGACCACGCUCACACCCGCGUACCACGCGGAGAGCUACAGCCCCGACGACAACAGGUUCGACCUGCGGCCAUUUCUGUACCGCGCCGGCUGGCCCUGGCAGUUCCGCUGCAUAGAGGAUGCGGUUCUCCAGCUCGAGAGCAGAGGCCGUCAGGACCUGGAUGGUGUUGACUGACGCCGGCUCCUGCCUGGAGGGCCCCUCCCGCAAGGGUCCCAUAUGUGAGGACACCCCAUUUCCAAGGGGCCAACCUACACCCAGAAGAAUUUUAGCAGCAUUACUUGUGCAAGACUGAAAACGAGCAGAAUUUUAAGACAAAGGUUGAAACCACUGACUCUCCACGGUUGGCAAGUGUGACCCUACCAGCCCCCUGACGAGCUUUCCAAAGGGUGAUUUGACAAUAGGCUGAAAAGACCCAAAGAUGUGCAUUUCACAUGGGAAGUCUGCUCCAGCAAUUUGUCCACGGUUUCUAUAUGAAGGGGAGGCUGUGACGGGACUUACUCUGCAGGUGCCUGACUUGGUUGGGGUGCUGCUGCUUGCUGACCGGGAGGUGUGACUUCUGCCAGGAGAUCGUCGGGCCCACUUGGGAACUUGCCACCCGGCAGGGGGGCUGUCCUCUCUGUUCGGCAGGGCGGGUGCCACUCCCCUGCCCUGCCUCCUCACCCAGGGUUCCCUGGAGACCCCCGUGAGGGGUGCCCUCGGUUUCUGCCUCCCGAUGAAAUAAAUGGCAGGGUUCACAGCGCUGUUGAUGGAAGACAGGAAACAUCAUGGUGAAUGAACCCUGAAUCCUUGAGGAAGAACUUGGUACUGAAUCGCUCAGGACAAAACUGUGGAUUGUUUCUGCCUCUUAGUGUAGACAGAAUGAGAGCCUGUAUUCAUUUUUUUUAAGUAGACCCCACGCCCAGCAUGGAGCCCAACAUGGGGCUUGAACUCAGGACCCUGAGAUCGAGACCUGAGCUGAGAUCAAGAGUCAGACGCUUAACCCAUUGAGCCACCCAGACACCCCUUUGUGCAUUUUUUAAUGGUGGGUUUGGUUAGGUAUUUAUUUUAAUGUGUGCGAUACAUACAUAAUAAUAUAAUCAGCACAAGGAACCCAUGACAUUCUGUUGCUCAGAAUGGAGCUAAGAGGGAAAAAAAGCAAGUUGACUUAAGGAAAAAUAUUAAAUAGUAGUACCCGUGGUCCCAAAUGUGCAGCAGUGAGACCAGCAACACACACACACAUCUGGGAAAUGCCUAUCGAGGCAGCACGCAGCACGCAGGCGUGGAGUUCUCGGGACGAGCGCGGUGCACAGCGCCGGAGCGCAGCCCUGGCGCCCUCGGCAUCUCUACCCGCAAAUGAGCUUUCACUCCCAACUCGCCUUUCUGCGGGUCUUGGUGCUUUCAUAGACACCAGGCGUGAUCUGAUGGCUUUCCCAGGCGGUUCAAGGUCCUGUUCUCAUCCCCAGUGUGCCCUGGUGGUGCCCUGCGCAGUCCCUCUCUGGGACCCACUGCCGUCGGAGGGACGGAGAACCGGCUUCCCUUGGCCUCCGAUGUUUAAGGAACUUUCUCCGCUUAAUUGGAUCUUUUUGUCCCUGGGGCCCCCGUAGGCACUAGAAUCUAAACGUCUCACAAUCUCAUAUCAGGAGAAUGAUGCACCUCUCAUCCGGAAACUUUUUUAAAAGUAAAUGAGCUUUCUAUUUUAGAACAGUUUUAGGUUUGGGAGAAAAGGUGACAAGACCGUAAAGAGUUCCCGUAGCCCCCCUGCCGCUUCCCCCACUAUUAAUCUCUUGUUAGAAUUAAUAAGCUGGUACUGAUGAUUACUCAUUACUAACCAAAGUCCAUUAGUUUAUUCGAUUUCCUUAGUUUUUCCUCAGUGUCCCCCUCCUGUGCCAGGACCCCCCGUCCGUUUAGACAUCCCGUCCCCGCAGGCUGCUUUCGGCUGCAACAGCUUCCCGGACUGUCCUU
Molecule: messenger RNA, 4080 nt
Organism: Zalophus californianus (California sea lion)
Lineage: Eukaryota; Metazoa; Chordata; Mammalia; Carnivora; Otariidae
Gene: NADSYN1
Product: NAD synthetase 1
Exons: 22
Coding region: 193-2313 (706 amino acids)
Biological process (GO): NAD+ biosynthetic process
Cellular component (GO): cytoplasm
Molecular function (GO): NAD+ synthase (glutamine-hydrolyzing) activity; ATP binding; glutaminase activity
Source: RefSeq, a predicted model, not a curated record